AACAGAAUUUCAACCAGGUUUUCUCUCUUUCUCUCUCUACCCCUAUCACCUCCUCUCUUCAAAAAUCCUCCCCAUCACUCUAGGGUUUCUGCAAAUCUCACCUCCACCACAAAACAAACGAUGCAUUCGGGUUUCGAAACCCCCGGCAUCCACAACCCGCCGCAACCCGAUAACCCGCUUCUGCUCUCCAUGAACCCGACCCACAUCCUCGACCAAAUCCACUCCACUCAACCACAACAUCUCCACCACUACGGCGGCGGCGGCGGCGCCUACUUCCCCCUCAACUUCAAACUCGGCCUCAGCGAGAGAGGAGAUGCUUAUUUGCUUCGUGGGAGUGAGCAAUACGAACUGCCCGAGGCCCGACAAUCUUCCCUCGGAAUGCUCCACUCCCAAUUUUGGGAACCCCUUCCAGCGCAAGUAUCCAAUGAAAACAGUGAAUUGAGGCAGGGAGAAGCUCUAACGGCCUGUUUGGACGCCAAAAGUAGACUACAUUUCAGCGAACUCGAAGCCAUAUACAAACGUGACACCACCCAAACAGCGCCUAACUCAACACCACUACCCCUGCCCGGGCUGCCCGCGGUCAACGAAGAGGAAUCUUCUAGAAACUUCAAGGAAGCGAAGAAGACGAAGAGGAGGAGGAGGAAGAAAACGGCCGAUCCGGAGGUAAUCAGCCCGAUGGCGGAAUUCUUCGAGAAUCUGGUGAAGCAGGUGGUGGGUCACCAGGAGAAUCUGCAGAAGAAGUUCACGGAGGUGAUCGAUCGGCUGAACGAGGAGAGGAGGGCGAGAGAGGACGCGUGGAGGAGUCAGGAGGUGGCGCAUUUCGAGCGCGAGGCGGCGGCGAGGGCUCACGAGAAGGCGAUGGAGAAGAGCCGAGAGGCGAUGAUCGUCUCGUAUCUGGAGAGGAUCACCGGCCAGAGGAUCGAUCUGCCUUCGUACGGAUCGAAUUGCGGCGGAGAGGAUGAGAUCCGGCGAGAUCUGGAUCGGAAUUGAGGAAAUGGUUUGAGCUGGUAAAAAUUGAAAUGCGCUUUUUUUUAGAUUGAAAUGCAGGAGAAAAAAUUGGUGUUUGGAUUUUGCUAGCUAGAAAUUUAGGUGAAGAAGAGAACUGAGAAAAUUUGACUUUAUUUGAGUAGUUUAUAUAUAGAGAAUUAAUUGAAGAUCUGCAAGGAAGCAUCAGCUAGCAUGAUCACUGUGUUUCUUCUUCUCACAAGGAAUUAGGGUUUAUGUUUGGUUCAUCACUUCGAUUAAAAUAUAGCCCUAAUUAAUUUCCUUUCCGUAUGUAGUAACAUUGUUUUUUGGAAGUCUAUUGCACGUUCGGAUUGAAAACGAAAGUAUGAUAUA
Messenger RNA from Salvia splendens (bonfire salvia), 1338 nucleotides. Its product is annotated as trihelix transcription factor DF1. NCBI's taxonomy places the organism in Eukaryota, Viridiplantae, Streptophyta, Magnoliopsida, Lamiales, Lamiaceae. The coding region runs from base 121 to 990 and encodes 289 amino acids. The record is from RefSeq and is a predicted model, not a curated record. The transcript is spliced from 2 exons.